Filobasidium floriforme is the source of this 2292-nucleotide messenger RNA. RefSeq names its product Dynamin central region-domain-containing protein. Gene Ontology annotation, molecular function: GTP binding; GTPase activity; microtubule binding. The transcript is spliced from 17 exons. Gene Ontology annotation, cellular component: membrane; peroxisome; microtubule. The record is from RefSeq and is a predicted model, not a curated record. The coding region runs from base 80 to 2158 and encodes 692 amino acids. NCBI's taxonomy places the organism in Eukaryota, Fungi, Basidiomycota, Tremellomycetes, Filobasidiales, Filobasidiaceae. Gene Ontology annotation, biological process: peroxisome organization.
ACACAUCAUCGUCUACUUCGGAGACUUGGUCAACUCGGAUCUAGCUUCUUGCAAAUAAUACACAUAGAGAUCUGACAAGAUGGAUCAACAACUCAUUGCACUCAUCAACAAGCUACAAGAUGUAUUCGCAUCUAUCGGGGUCAGCAACAAUAUCGACCUACCCCAGAUCACGGUGAUCGGCUCGCAGAGUAGCGGGAAGAGUAGUGUGCUCGAGAACAUCGUCGGACGAGAUUUCUUACCUCGAGGAACGGGUAUCGUCACCCGUCGACCUUUGGUUUUGCAAUUGAUCAACCGGCCGGCGGCUAACAAGCCCGUCAAGGAGGAAAAGGAUGGGGAGCCUGAGGAACGCACCAACGCCAACAACGAGAACGAGUGGGGUGAAUUCCUUCAUCUCCCCAACCAGAAAUUCCACGACUUUUCCAAGAUCCGGGACGAGAUCGUCAGGGAUACCGAAAAGAUGACGGGAAAGAACGCCGGCAUCUCCCCGAACCCUAUCAACCUGCGUAUCUUUUCCCCCAACGUCCUCACCUUGACUUUGGUCGACCUGCCCGGAUUGACAAAAGUUCCCGUGGGGGAUCAGCCUAGGGACAUCGAGAGGCAGAUCAGGGAGAUGUUGUUGAAGUUUAUCAGCAAGCCGAAUGCAAUCAUCUUGGCUGUGACGGCGGCGAACACGGAUCUGGCGAAUUCGGACGGGUUGAAGAUGGCUAGAGAUGUGGAUCCGGAAGGGACGAGGACGAUCGGGGUGUUGACCAAGGUCGAUCUCAUGGACCAAGGAACCGACGUCGUUGAUAUCCUCGCCGGCCGGAUCAUUCCCUUGCGACUCGGUUACGUCCCCGUCGUCAACCGAGGUCAGAGGGAUAUCGAACAGAGCAAGUCGAUCGGGUCGGCCUUGGAGAAUGAGAGGAACUUCUUCCAGAACCACGCUAGUUAUGCGAGCAAGGCGCAGUACUGCGGGACGCCUUAUUUGGCCCGAAAGUUGAAUGUCAUCUUGAUGCACCACAUUCGAUCGACGUUGCCGGAUAUCAAGGCGAGGAUCGGGUCGCAGUUGGCCAAGUACUCGGGGGAGUUGAAGGCGCUUGGAGGUGCUAUGGGCGAGACUAACCCGGGAAGCGUGGUCCUCUCCACGAUCACCGAAUUCUGCUCGGAAUUUCGUACCAUGAUCGACGGAAACACCAACGACCUCUCGCUCAACGAGUUGUCCGGUGGAGCUCGUAUCAGUUUCGUCUUCCACGAGCUGUUCAACAACGGAGUCAGGGGGAUCGAUCCGUUUGAUCAGAACAAGGAUGGAGAUAUCAGGACGAUCUUGUACAACUCUGCCGGUUCGACUCCCUCCCUCUUUGUCGGCACGACCGCCUUUGAGGUCAUUGUCAAGCAGCAAAUCCGAAGAUUGGAGGAACCCGCCCUGCGAUGUUGUCAGCUCGUGUACGACGAGCUGAUCAGGAUCUUGGGUCAGCUUUUGGUCAAGACGUCAUCGUUCAAGCGAUACCCGGAACUGCGAGACAGGUUCAACGCGGUCGUCAUCAACUUUUUCAAGGAAUCGAUGGUACCUACCAACAAGCUGGUGACGGAUAUGGUAGCAAUGCAAGCUUGUUACGUCAACACCACCCACCCGGACUUCUUGAACGGUCACAAGGCCAUGUCGAUCGUACAAGACCGUCUCAACGCCAACAAGCCUGUCGAGAAGCCUCUUGACCCCAAGUCGGGCAAGCUCGCUCCCGGUGCGCUCAACAACGGAAGGGACCUCGAUGCCGACUACAAGAAGGAGGAGCCUAGCUUCUUUAACAGUUUCUUCAAGAAGGACCAGACACCCAAGAGGAAGGGAACCCCUGUCAUGGAGGCUCCGCCCCCCGUCAUUCGACCGGUUGCAACUUUAAACGAUCGAGAACUGAUGGAGACCGAGGUCAUCAAGCUCUUGAUCGUGUCAUACUUUUCUAUCGUAAAGCGCGAAAUGAUCGACAUGGUGCCAAAAGCCAUCACCUUGACCUUGGUAAACUUUGCCAAGGAGAACAUGCAACGUGUGCUUCUGGAGCAUCUUUACAAACCUGAGAUCCUGGAGGAACUGUUGAAGGAGUCUCCUGAUAUCGUUUCGAGGCGCAAGGAAUGCAUCAAGAUGGUUGGAGCCCUCAACCAGGCCGAGGCUAUCAUCUCGACCGUCUAAUGAACUUCACUUGAGCACGAAAUAAUUGUCAACCCGGGUAGCAUCCUUCCGUUCCGUAUGGUCCGUCUUGUAUCUCUGGAUCCGUCCGCUCUUCUGCUCAUGGCUAUUAUGAUCAUCAUGACUUGAAAACAAAC